Pieris macdunnoughi is the source of this 369-nucleotide messenger RNA. Lineage: Eukaryota; Metazoa; Arthropoda; Insecta; Lepidoptera; Pieridae. The record is from the annotation of a GenBank genome assembly.
AUGGCAUUACGCACGCAGAAAAUUGUGUCGACAUUUUUAUCCCUCACACCCAUCGUAAAACCCGAGGCAAAAGGUCUGGCAUAUGACAUGAAAGCGACUUUAAAGGAACAUGACCUUAAACUUGAAAAUUUUAUUGGAAUAGGCACAGACAACGCGUCAGCUAUGACAGGAGCCAAUUAUGGUCUACACAAAAUUUUGAAAACUGGUUAUGUAUUGCCAAAUUUAGUACUUGUGCGUUGCGUAUGUCACUCUUUACAGUUGGCAAUUAGUCAUGCUUCUGAAAACACUAUACCUCGAAACAUAGAAUAUAUGAUCAGAGAAGAAUAUAACAUACAACUGGGUUUGUCUAUCAUCAAAACGUCAAGAUGA